Molecule: messenger RNA, 1976 nt
Organism: Notolabrus celidotus (New Zealand spotty)
Lineage: Eukaryota; Metazoa; Chordata; Actinopteri; Labriformes; Labridae
Product: collagen and calcium-binding EGF domain-containing protein 1-like
Exons: 12
Coding region: 135-1352 (405 amino acids)
Molecular function (GO): calcium ion binding
Source: RefSeq, a predicted model, not a curated record
AAUCCAGAGGGAUUAGUGCGAACACACUCGGCUGUAAACCCUUCAGUAGCUCUCCAAGGGGUCUCUGCCUCAGUGCGUAAAGUGGGGACGGGGCUCCGGACGCACAGCGCAGCACUUCUUCUCCCACAGGCUCCAUGCGUUUUCACUGGAACAGAUCAUCUGUCCCGAAGCGCAGAGGGGACAUGGGUCAACUUUAUGGUGCGACUCUUUUACCAUUUGGCGCAAUUUGUGUUGUUUUUCUGUGGGAAUCUGGUGCCAGCUCUAUCAGGACAACGCUCGCAGUGGACACUUCGAGAGAGGGGUGUCCAGACAACAAGAUCAUGACUGUGGAGUAUCCCUGUGUCAGAGCUGGGGGCAAGAACAGCACCUGCCUCAGGAGGAAAUGCUGUGACGGCUUCAGGUUUGUGAUGGGCCAGUGCAUACCUGAAAAUGUGGAUGUGUGUGAAGCAUCUCCCUGUGAGCAGCAGUGCACUGAUAACUUUGGACGAGUCGUCUGCACGUGUUACCCUGGCUAUCGCUUCGACCGGGAAAGACACCGUAACCACAAAUCUCCAUACUGUCUAGACAUAGAUGAGUGUGAGCACCCAGGGAGUAGCAUGUGUGACCAUGAAUGUGUGAACACAGUGGGCAGCUUCCUUUGCCACUGUCGCACUGGUUACAUACUGGCACCGGACCAACGCUCCUGCAUCCCUGUACACAACCUGAGUUCAUCGGGGAAGUCAGACACCUUGAUGAGUGCUGGAAGCUGCUCGUUCACUUGUCAGGAUUUCACUAACAUGAAAAACAGUCUGCUGCAGCUAAAACUAAGGCUGGGAAACACACAGUCACCCAACCAGGUACCUGGCCUGGCCAACAGCAGUAACAAGCCAUCUCUUGGGCGCCAGGGGAAAAUUCCUGAUAGCCAUUGUCUUCCUGGCCUGCCAGGCCCUCCAGGUGCUCCUGGGGUCCCAGGACACCCAGGUGAACCAGGAAAGAGAGGGGACCCAGGUGUAAAGGGCCCACCUGGCCCUAGAGGUCCACGGGGAGACAUGGGACCUAUGGGUCCAGAGCCUGACCUGAAGCACAUCAAAAGAGGGCGCAGAGGGCCAGUGGGACCUCCUGGGGCAUCAGGGAGAGAUGGAUUGAAGGGUGACAGAGGAGCUCCUGGUCCAAGAGGUCCACCAGGACCACCCGGCUCCUUCGACUUCCUGUUGCUAAUGAUGGCCGACAUCCGCAAUGACAUUAUAGAACUGCAGGAGAAGGUGUUUGGAGAGCGGCGAGGCAUCUCUCUGGACAGUCCUCCUCACUCCAGUGGGGAAGUGGAUUUUGUAGAGUGGGGCUCUGGACAAGGAGAUCUUAUGCUCAAUACCUGACCUUUGACCUACACCACACAAAAACCAACUUGUAAAUAAUUUCUAACGUGCGUGUGGGUUGAGUUUGGAAUGUGGCCUUGAAUACACUCUCCACACUGCCACAGACAGUGAAACAGGGAGACACAAGGAUUAUGAUCACGGAAAUUGGACCACAGACUCUCUUAACCACUGUGAGCACUAUCUGGCUCCCUUUCACAAGCUGUGGUGUGUGUGAGGGAUGUGUGUGCACGGCAUGGAGCUGGAAAGAUGCACUGUGUGCCUUUAUGUCUGAGCUGCGCCUCUGAGCUGAACCACUUCAAACGAUGAACUUUAUCGUCUACAUCUCUUCCUGUUCCAGAGUCUGUCCGUGGAAGCUCUGCUGCCGCUGACAGUUUGCCUGCAGGGUGUUGGUACAAAGAGCCAGGGCCCGCACUGUGAGCUCCCUGCACCUGUCUGCAGGAGCCAGACCUCCACUCUGAGUUCUACAACUAUCCUCUACUCUGAGGAGUCUUCAGACACUCACUCAUGACUGUUAAAGUCACAUUGCUUUACUGUUGCACAAACACAUUCUUGCCUGAUGUACUUUUUAAAUGUACAAUAAAAAAACUCAAAUUCAAGUAUAAAAAAAGCGUUCCUUUUUUCAUC